Molecule: messenger RNA, 1920 nt
Organism: Priceomyces carsonii
Lineage: Eukaryota; Fungi; Ascomycota; Pichiomycetes; Serinales; Debaryomycetaceae
Product: putative electron-transferring-flavoprotein dehydrogenase
Exons: 1
Coding region: 1-1920 (639 amino acids)
Biological process (GO): electron transport chain
Cellular component (GO): mitochondrial inner membrane
Molecular function (GO): electron-transferring-flavoprotein dehydrogenase activity; iron-sulfur cluster binding
Source: RefSeq, a predicted model, not a curated record
AUGAUCAAACCCAGCAGAAACAUAAGGCAGAUCAUCAGCCUCGCUAACUCACGUUCUUGGUUCCUGGUAGCUCGAACCUCCGGAAAUGCUGCCCGAUCAAUACAUAGAGCAUCGCCGUGGUCUGCUCGCUCGUUUUCUUCCUUUCUGAGGGCUAGGAAAAGCACAGAAAGCGCAUUAUCUGAAGAUGAUAAAGAGAUCUUAAAUCAGGAGAGAGCUUCAGAUUUCGUUGACGUUUGCAUUGUUGGUGGAGGUCCUGCUGGAUUGGCAACCGCGAUAAAGUUAAAAACUUUAGACAAUGAGUCGGGCUCUGGCGAGAUGAGAGUUGUAGUUUUAGAGAAGGCUGGAGACUUUGGCUCCCAUAUAGUUAGUGGUGCGGUUAUAGAACCAGGGCCCUUUAGAGAGUUGUUUCCUGACAGUGAAUUCUUGAAUGAAGAUGGUACCGGGAUCGCGUUACCUCCUGAUCUUGUUACUCUUGUUAAAGAAGAUUCAAUGAAAUUUUUGACUAAAGAGUCUUCUUUCUCGUUGCCGGAACCUCCUCAAAUGAAAAAUGAAGGAAAAAAUUAUAUCGUUUCUUUGAAUAACGUUGUCAAGUAUUUAGCUGAGCAAGCUGAAGAGCUAGGUGUCGAAUUGUAUCCAGGUAUAUCAGUAAGUGACGUCGUCUACGAUAAAUCAGGAAAAGCUAUAAGGGGAGUCAUAACGAAAGAUAUGGGUAUUUCAAAAUCUGGUAAACCAAAGCCCUCAUUCGAAAGGGGCAUGGAGUUCCAUGCAAGAAUAACUGUCCUUGCUGAAGGUUGUCAUGGCUCAUUAUCAAAGAAGAUGAUAUCUCAAUUCAACUUGAGAGACGAACUGGACCCGCAAACUUAUGGUUUGGGAAUCAAAGAAGUUUGGGAAGUAGCGCCAGAGAAAUUCAAUAAAGGUUUCGUCGGACACACGUUAGGAUAUCCGCUAAGUGCUGAAUAUGGUGGAGGAUUUAUGUAUCACUUCAGUGAUGGGCUAGUUGCUGUUGGGCUUGUCAUAGGCUUGGAUUAUGCAAAUCCAUAUAUUUCCCCGUACCAAGAGUUUCAAAAAAUGAAAUUGCAUCCUUUUUAUUCGAACGUCUUAGAAGGAGGUAAAUGUAUCAGUUAUGCCGCUAGAGCUUUAAAUGAAGGCGGAUUCCAGUCUAUUCCGAAGCUCUAUUUCCCCGGAGGAAUAUUAGUAGGCUGCGCAGCGGGAUUUCUUAAUGUUCCAAAAAUAAAGGGUACUCAUACAGCAGUGAAAUCAGGAAUGCUUGCCGCAGAAUGUAUAUUCAAACAAAUAAAAGACAUGGAACCAGUUGAUGAGGAUAAUUUAAUAGUUGAGAGCCCUCUAGAAUUAAGAUCGUAUAAGGAUGCCAUCGAAGAUUCCUGGGUUUAUAAAGAGUUAUAUGAAGUUCGAAAUGUUAGACCUUCUUUCAAUAGUCCGCUUGGCCUCGCUGGGGGGUUAAUUCAUUCCGGAAUUACGACAAUGAUAACAAAAGGAAGUGAACCAUGGACUUUGAAUUAUCGAGAGACGGAUGCUGCUGCCACUGAACUUGCAGACAAAUACUCACCCAUAGAUUAUCCAAAACCCGAUGGCAAGAUAACUUUCGACUUAUUAACCUCUGUAUCUAGAACAGGUACUUACCAUGAUGAAGACGAACAAUGUCACUUACGAAUCCCUAAUCAAGACAACGAAAAACAUGCUGAAAUUUCUUAUCCCAAGUACAAAGGUAUUGAACAGAGGUUUUGCCCCGCGGGUGUCUACGAGUAUGUUCAAGACGAAAACGAAGAGUUGGGGGUCAGGUUUCAAAUAAAUAGUCAAAAUUGCAUUCAUUGUAAAACUUGUGAUAUUAAAGUCCCCUCCCAGGAUAUAAAUUGGGAAGUACCAGAAGGUGGUGAUGGCCCCAAGUAUUAUAUGACAUGA